Molecule: messenger RNA, 141 nt
Organism: Fibroporia radiculosa
Lineage: Eukaryota; Fungi; Basidiomycota; Agaricomycetes; Polyporales; Fibroporiaceae
Exons: 2
Coding region: 1-141 (46 amino acids)
Molecular function (GO): protein binding
Source: RefSeq, a predicted model, not a curated record
AUGAACCUCACAGAGGGUGAGCUAAUUGAACAAAUAGAUCAGGUUGACGAAGGCUGGUGGUCUGGUGUCGCGCAUGCUUUUGCGAUUAUUGAUGAGUGGAUGAUGUGGCUCGGUCGCAGCCAAUUAUGUCGAGCUCGUUGA